Cololabis saira (Pacific saury) is the source of this 3533-nucleotide messenger RNA. It is a transcript of the gene thap12a, whose product is annotated as THAP domain containing 12a. The record is from RefSeq and is a predicted model, not a curated record. The transcript is spliced from 5 exons. NCBI's taxonomy places the organism in Eukaryota, Metazoa, Chordata, Actinopteri, Beloniformes, Belonidae. The coding region runs from base 106 to 2259 and encodes 717 amino acids.
UCCUUCUGCAUAGCUGUCUAGCUGCAGUGCUAACGGUGCUAACCUUAGCCGCAGGAAACUACCAUCCAAAGACUUGAUGCUAAUAUUUCUGAUUUAAAAGUCAGGAUGCAAAAACAAUGCGCUGCUCCAAACUGUCCCAGUGGUAAAUCUGACUCCCACAUGCUCUUCAGGUUUCCGAGUAAUCCAGAAAGGUCCAAGAAGUGGGUUGAAAAGUGCCAGAGGAAUGACCUGGUGGACGAGCCCCCGGAGCAGCUGUGCAGAUACUACAGACUGUGUGGAAAACACUUUGAAGCAUCUGCGUUUGAUGGUGAUGCUCAGAGUACAGUGCUGAAGGAUGAUGCCAUACCAACUGUAUUUGAUGGGCCAACCCAACCCCAAAAUGGACAAGCGAAGCGCUCUAAAGAGACGACAAAAGAAAAUGAAAAUGACAGCAAGGGGAAGAAAAAAAUCAAAAAGUCCCAAGCAGACCCCACUGAGGAAGAUAAGCAGGCAGUUCCAGAGGAAGAAGAACAGAAAAACUAUCUCAAGUCUUUAUUUGAAGUUCUUAUUGUGUUGGGAGGGCAAAGCAUUGCCCCAACAGGCCCCGCUGAUAACAAAGAAGGCCUUGAGUCAAGCAACUUUUAUGCAUUACUAGAUUAUCGCAUGAACUGCAGAGAUGACGCAUUAAAGAAGAGGUAUGAUGUGUCUAAGCAGUACUGCACCUCAGACGAGCUGAAUCAGCUGAUGGAGGUUUGUGAGAAAUAUGUGCGCAGUAAGGUGGUAGAGGAGGUUAAACAAAAUGGGUUUUUCUCAUUGCUAACUGAUGAUCCGGUAAGGAUCUCAGGAGAAUGGGGCCUCCCAGUCUUUGUUCGUUAUCUGGACCAGUCUCAAUGCCAGCGGGAGAGGUUUGUGGGGUUCUUGAGCUUUGAAGGAGAUGGAGAUGCAAUGGAUGAGAAAAUGCUGUCUGAAAUGACUGACAAAUGGGGUUUAGAUAUGGAGCAGUGUAGAGCUCAAGCUCACUCUGACUCUGGGACACAUUGUAGUCAAAUGAAAGCGCUUGCCUCCAAACUGAUUGAAAAGCAUCCGAGGGCAAUCCUUGCAUUCAGAUCUAAUCAUGCCUUGAAUGUGUCACUGGCCAAAGGUAUGGCUUUGACAGGCGUUCAGCUCGUCAUGUCCACCUUUAAGAGGAUUGAGUCUUUCUUCUCUCGGUCACCUUUGCUGCAGCUUGAAUUUGAGCACGCCAUUUCCAUUUUCUACCCUGAAAAAGAAGACAAAGCCAAUGAACUGAAGGAGAUCUCCAGAACCAACUGGACCAGAAGACAUGAUGCAUUUGAGGUGGCGCUGGACAUCGUAGAGGCACUGCUACUCUGCGUAGAUAGCGUGCACGACAACGAGGACAUGAGGUGGAAUGACCAAGUUACUCACAAUGCCUUAGAAAUCUCAAAAGCAGUAACGGAGUUUGAGUGCAUCAUGACGUUGACUGUACUCAAACACGUCAUGGUGCUAACCCAGGCUUUUGGGAAACACCUACAAGAAAACGCAACAGGUGUCCAUCUUGCUGUUAACAGUUUAAAAGCUGUAUUGCACUCACUGACCGAGGUGUCCCAAAACAUUGAUGUGUUUCAUGAGUUCUGGUUCGAUGAGGCCGUUAACCUAGCUGCAGCCAUGGAGAUCCCAGUCAUGGUUCCUCGGUCAUUUCUAAGGAAGCAUCAGGGACAUCCUGGAACCAUUAACACUCAGAGUUACUAUAAGCAGCACCUGUCAGUUCCUGUGGUGAACCACGUCAUCCGGGAACUGACUGAAAUCUUCUCUGAAGACCAUCUGAAGGCUCUCAGAUGUUUGUCCUUGGUGCCUGCCAUCAUAGAACAGCAGAAAUCCCAGCAGCCCGAAGAGGAGAGCAUACAGGUUUUCAACGAUGAUGUCCCAAAUGCAGGGACCCUUUCUGCCGAACUGCACUGCUGGUGCGUUAAAUGGGGCAAAAAGGGCAAAGACCAAACGUUUCCCUCCACACUCCAUGAAACGUUGCAGUUGGCCGACGUGAAGUUCUUCCCCAACAUGCUGGCACUCCUGAGACUUAUCAGCAUCCUGCCAACCGUGGGUGCAGAGGACAGCUGUACUGUAGCCAGCAAACGCUACAGGAUGUACAUGGAGAACAUGCCGGACAAAGUCAAAUCAAAAAGCCUUGCACUUUUGAACAUAAACUAUGACGUUGAAUUUAAUCUGGAUUCACUGGUGGAGAUCUACAUGAAGACGUACCCUGACAGCCAGGAUCAGUCAUAGUUGUCAUGUACCAAUUGACCAUCUAGACAGAAUAGGUAGUUAAACUUUGUAGACCUCACAUGGUAUUUACCAUAUUUAGUAGACUUACAUUUUUUGUGAUGUAGAAGGAAAAACAGGACUGCACCUUUGUCCUACCAACUGUGACAUUGAAAGUGUCUUGAGGUCAUUGGGUCUGGAUGGAGAACACUCAGACAUCAUCCUUACUGGAGAUACCUGCGGUGUUGCCGACUUGUUCUGUUGCAAUUUGUAGCUGCAUCAUUUGCAAUGUUUGUGAGAUCUUACUGUGAGCUUUGUUGGCGUUCCUGCAGUCACACAAGGAUUUCUGGACAUGCAUUCCCUUUAUCAUUGUGUAAAUAAUGAGGUGGGAUUUUUAAUAUGUCAUAUUUCGUCGUUUGCAUUCCAAAUUUAAGUGUUUUCAUGUUCCCCUACAACCAUUUUUGAUGCAAAUUUCUUUUGAUAUUCAAUUGAUAAUAAAGUGUAUUGUGAACAAAGUGCUGAGUUUGAGCUUUCCCCUGUUUCCUUUCCACUCCGCUGCUUGCCGUUUAUUGAAUCUGAUAUAAGUGAAGAUGAACCUUACACGGUGUCAGAGUUGGCAUCAACCCCUCCACCCAUGAUCACGCAUUCCAAGCUUAAAGUUCAGAUUUAAAGUCCUCCAAAUGUCUUUUCUGGAAACACUUUCCUGUUCUUAGGAAAGGGUUUGCCAAAUAGAUUAGCACAUUUUUGGGUUGCCUGGGGGCUUGGAAGAUGGUGCAGACAUCUGCCAAUAAGAUCAGUGGUUUGUUCUGGUUUGCUCCGGUCUGUGAAGUUUCCUUGGAGAAGACACUGAACCCACAUCCCUCAGUGUGUUCAUUUGUGUGGUAUUGGUGGAGAAAAUAGUGCUUGAGCUAUUAAAUAUUAUACAUUAUUAAAUGCUUUAUGAAUGUGUUAUUGUUUUUAGGUGGGCAACAAGACUAGGGAAACACUGUUUAAAUUUUAAUUCAGUUAUGGUUCAUGAGUUGCACAAUAUGUGCCUAUACUUAGGUUUUAUUGAGUUUCAUUUAUUUUGAUCCAUCCCCUUUAUUUUGCACAAUUAAGCCAUAAAAUGCCUGAACAACCUCAUGUCUUUAUUGACUAAGUCUCUACCUUGAAGUUAUUUUAAACCAUUGAAGCAGAAAUGGAUGUAUCUUAUGUCUAUUUACUGUGCAUCAGACAAUAUUUCAGUUAAGUAACCCUGAACAAGACAAAUGUUUUAAAACCGUUUUUAUCGCGCAGAUAGCCGUUAAUUUCUGUUCCCG